Molecule: messenger RNA, 3215 nt
Organism: Gastrolobium bilobum
Lineage: Eukaryota; Viridiplantae; Streptophyta; Magnoliopsida; Fabales; Fabaceae
Product: mannosylglycoprotein endo-beta-mannosidase-like
Exons: 11
Coding region: 83-3013 (976 amino acids)
Biological process (GO): carbohydrate metabolic process
Molecular function (GO): hydrolase activity, hydrolyzing O-glycosyl compounds
Source: RefSeq, a predicted model, not a curated record
UAACACACAGAGAAGAGAAGAUAAGAGUCAUUGCAUUGCAUUGCUUUGAACUCUCUCUCUCUGUUUGUUUUGCAUUGCAUUGAUGGUGGAGUCACAAGGAAAGACCACACUCGAUUCGGGAUGGCUGGCUGCAAGGUUCACCGAUGUGCAUUUCACUGGAACUCAGCUCACCACCACUCACCCUCCCUCUGGCCCCACUUCACCAUGGAUGCAAGCUGUCAUCCCUGGAACUGUUCUUGCAACCUUGGUGAAGAACAAAGUUGUGCCUGAUCCUUUUUAUGGACUUGGAAAUGAGGCCAUCUUAGACAUUGCUGAUUCUGGAAGAGAGUAUUAUACUUUCUGGUUCUUUACUACCUUUCAAUGUAGCCUGUCAAAAAAUCAGCACUGUGAUCUGAACUUCCGUGGAAUCAAUUACUCUGCCGAUGUGUAUUUAAACGGGCACAAAAUGGUCCUCCCAAAAGGAAUGUUUCGGAGGCAUUGUCUUGAUGUCACUAAUAUUGUUCAUCCUGAUGGUAGUAACCUGCUUGCUGUUCUUGUUCACCCUCCGGAUCAUCCUGGGAGAAUUCCUCCUGAGGGUGGACAAGGUGGUGAUCACGAGAUAGGAAAGGAUGUGACCACACAAUAUGUUCAAGGUUGGGAUUGGAUUGCUCCUAUAAGAGAUAGGAAUACUGGAAUAUGGGAUGAGGUUUCCAUCUCUAUUACUGGGCCAGUAAAAAUAUUUGACCCCCACUUGGUGUCAUCAUUUUUUGACAAUUAUAAGAGAGCAUAUCUGCAUGCCACAACUGAGUUGGAAAAUAGGAGCUCCUGGACUGCUGAGUGCUCUUUGAGUAUCCAAGUGACAACAGAACUUGAGGGGAACAUCCACUUAGUAGAGCAGCUUCAGGCUCAAAAUCUUUCAAUUCCUGCAAGAUCACGGGUGCAAUAUACAUUUCCUGAGCUCUUCUUCUACAAGCCCAAUUUAUGGUGGCCCAAUGGAAUGGGGAAGCAAUCUUUGUACAAUGUUGUUAUUAACAUUGAUGUUAAAGGAUAUGGUGAGUCUGAUUCAUGGAGCCAUUACUUUGGGUUCCGCAAAAUUGAGAGCCAUAUUGAUGUUGCUACUGGUGGAAGGUUGUUCAAAGUCAAUGGAGAGCCAAUUUUUAUACGAGGGGGUAACUGGACAUUGUCUGACGGGCUCCUACGACUUUCGAAGAAGCGGUAUAAUACAGAUAUCAAGUUUCAUGCAGAUAUGAAUUUUAACAUGCUUCGUUGCUGGGGUGGUGGACUGGCUGAAAGGCCAGAUUUUUAUCAUUAUUGUGACUAUUAUGGCCUUUUGGUAUGGCAAGAGUUCUGGAUUACUGGUGAUGUUGAUGGACGUGGUGUCCCAGUAUCUAAUCCAAAAGGUCCACUGGACCAUGACCUUUUCUUAUUUAGUGCAAGAGACACAGUCAAGCUUCUUAGAAAUCAUCCUAGUCUUGCCCUCUGGGUGGGUGGAAAUGAACAAAUUCCACCAGAUGAUAUAAAUGCUGCUCUGAAAAAUGAUCUGAAACUUCAUCCUUAUUUUGAACAUGUAAAUGAAAAUGGCAAACCUGUAGGUAACUUGUCCCCAACGUUGGGGGAUCCUAGCCAGUAUCUUGAUGGCACACGGAUUUACAUACAAGGAUCAUUAUGGGAUGGAUUUGCAGAUGGGAAGGGGAACUUCACUGAUGGACCUUAUGAAAUUCAAAAUCCUGAAGAUUUCUUCAAGGAUAGUUUUUGCAAAUAUGGAUUUAACCCAGAGGUUGGUUCUGUAGGAAUGCCAGUUGCUGCUACCAUAAGAGCAACAAUGCCUUCAGAGGGAUGGCAGAUACCAUUGUUUAAGAAACUUUCCAAUGGUUAUGUUGAAGAAGUUCCAAAUCCCAUAUGGAAAUACCAUAAAUACAUUCCAUAUUCUAAACCAACCAAGGUUCAUGAUCAGAUUCAGCUUUAUGGCACUGCAAAAGGUCUUGAUGACUUCUGUUUAAAAGCUCAACUUGCUAACUACGUACAAUAUAGAGCUCUUCUGGAGGGGUGGACUUCUCACAUGUGGAGCAAAUAUACAGGUGUAUUGAUUUGGAAGACACAAAAUCCUUGGACUGGUCUGAGAGGUCAAUUUUAUGACCAUCUACUUGACCAAACAGCAGGUUUCUAUGGCUGUCGAUCUGCUGCAGAGCCAAUACACGUACAGCUUAAUCUGGCUACAUAUUCUAUAGAGGUUGUUAACACUACAUCAGAAGAAUUGUCUAAUGUAGCUAUUGAAGCCUCAGUAUGGGAUCUCGAAGGAACAUGUCCAUACUACAGAGCUCAUGAAAACCUCUCUUUGCUGCCAAAAAAAGUAACACCUAUUGUUGAGAUGAAGUAUCCAAAGUCAAAAAAUCCCAAGCCAGUCUACUUUCUUCUUCUCAAACUCUACCACAUGUCAGAUUAUAGAAUUUUAUCUAGAAACUUUUAUUGGUUGCAUCUUCCUGAUGGAGACUACAAGCUAUUAGAGCCAUAUAGGAAGAAGAAAAUACCUCUCAAGAUAACAUCCGAGGUUUUCAUUGAAGGAUCCACUUAUAAACUUCAAAUGCAUGUGCAUAACACAUCUAAAAGACCAGACUCUAAAAGUUUAAAAUUUGAGCACAGGUCAACAGCUAGACUAAGCGAAAAUUGCUUUGUUGAAGACUCACCAGAAACUGUACAAAGUGGGGCUGGAAAAGAACACGAAAUUGGUUGGUUGAAGAGGAUACAUAGAUGCAUUGCCGGGAAAAGUGAUGGUUUGAAGGUUUCUGAAAUUAAUGGGCACGAUAUAGGUGUUGCAUUCUUUCUUCAUUUUUCUGUUCAUGCUUCAAAUAAGGACCACAAGGAGGGGGAAGACACAAGAAUUCUCCCUGUUCACUACUCAGAUAACUAUUUUUCACUGGUGCCAGGAGAGGCCAUGACUAUUAAAAUAUCUUUUGAGGUCCCUCCAGGUGUAACACCUCGAGUUACUCUGCAUGGCUGGAAUUACCAUGGACAAACCAUCCAUGAAGCUCUUUAGGGAUGUCACAGGCAACCUUGUGAAACUCUCUGUAUUUUAAAGGUAUCAGAGAGAACUUCAUGAGCUUAUUUUUGUUUACCUAUGCCUUCAAAAGUCAACAUUUUACAACAACAUUUGAGUAUUCAUAUUUCCACUAGUAAGUCACUGAUAAGACCACCUUUAGUUUGAUGUUUCCGGUGCUUUAUUUUCCAAUCAAUGCAAU